Messenger RNA from Phytophthora sojae, 516 nucleotides. RefSeq lists its product as hypothetical. Gene Ontology annotation, molecular function: peptidyl-prolyl cis-trans isomerase activity. The record is from RefSeq and is a predicted model, not a curated record. The annotation marks the transcript as partial. NCBI's taxonomy places the organism in Eukaryota, Oomycota, Peronosporomycetes, Peronosporales, Peronosporaceae. Gene Ontology annotation, biological process: protein folding; protein peptidyl-prolyl isomerization. The transcript has a single exon.
AUGGUGCGCGUGUACUUCGACGUCUCGAUCGGCGGCUCCCGCGCGGGGCGCAUCGUGUUCCGGCUGUACCCUGGUCUCCCCAAGACGACAGAGAACUUCCGGUCUCUAUGCACGGGCGAGCGCGGGCUGGGGCGCAGCACGGGCAAGCCGCUGCACUACAAGAAGGUGCCGUUCCACCGCGUCAUCAAGGGCUUCAUGCUGCAGGGCGGGGACUUCUCGCGACGCAACGGCACGGGCGGCGAGUCCAUCUACGGGGACAAGUUCGCGGACGAGAGCUUCCGCUACCGCCACUCGAAGGCGGGGCUGCUGUCCAUGGCCAACGCCGGCAGGAACACGAACGGCAGCCAGUUCUUCAUCACGACCGUGCCCACGCCGCACCUGGACGGCAAGCACGUGGUCUUCGGGGAGGUGGAGAGCGGCAUGGACGUGGUGCGCAGGGUGGAGAACGUGGAGACGGUGGCCAAUGACAAGCCGGCGCCCAUGCAGGCGGUGGUGAUCGAGGACUGCGGCGAGAUC